GAAUAUACAGAUAUAAUACAGCAUAUUUGGUAAUAAAACCUUACUAGUCGGGUAUCUAGUUCAUCCUCAUUAGCUAUGGCUGCAAAGAAGGGGGAAGUCAUAUACAGGCGACCUAAGAUCGGAUUUGAGGAUCUUGACCCAGAAAGUUGGACGGAUUUAGCGAUCUGUGAUGCUUAUGAUAAAGCUGUAAAUAACGAGACCUUGGUAAAAAGGAGGCAGGCGAUGGACGUUCCAUCAGAACAAAAACGACAUGGAAUGGACUUAAACCAGAGUCCGGAGAUGCAAAUCACCGAAACAUUGUUUGGACAAGAGGGGCUAACCUUGAUGAGUAUAAAACCUAAUAAAAAUAAUCCAAUGUUUAGUUCUGAUCAGGUCAAAAAUGAACCUGAUAUGGUUUGGAAAGUAGGUGAUGAAUGUGUAGGUUUAUAUUAUGAAGACGGGCUAUACUACGACUGCACUAUAAUCUCUAUAAACAAAAAGGCAGGCACUUGUGUUGUAGAAUACAAUGUGUACGGUAAUCGAGAGACUGUUGAAUUAACAGACCUACAUGACGCAGAGAAAUGGAAUAAUGAAAUGUCAGCUGGGGGUAAUAAUUCUGCAAAAGAUUCCGGUACGUCUACAAGUUCUAGUUCUUUUUACACAAGCAACACAACGUCGUCGAGCACUGAAGGAACAUCAUCUGAUGUCACUCAAGAUAUUUAUAGAAGUAGAGGAAACAGGAAAAAGCAUACUGAAAAAAGGAAAACGCAAAAUAAUUCCCAUCCUUUUCAAAAUAUGAGGAAUAUGGCGCCUCCUAGUUUUACUACAGACUCAAUAUUCGCGAUGCCUCCCCAAAGUUUUCCCACCGGACAUUUUCCCCCUUUUGGUCCAUUUCCCAGCACUCAGUCACCAAAAUUAUCCAAAUUACGAGAUCUUAGUGAUGAUGCUCUAUCUUCGAUGCUUAUGUCAUGGUACAUGGCUGGGUAUCACACAGGUUAUUAUCAAGGUGUAAACUCUCAUCUUUCAAGAAAAAAGAGGCAUAAAUAAAAAAAUGCAGGAUAAUCCCGAGGUAUGUGAACCAAGAUGGCGAACACCGGAACGUAGAAUGUGUACCAGGUUAGGGUUAGGCCAUAAUUUCAGGUACAAAUACUAUGGGAGUCACUU
Messenger RNA from Styela clava, 1143 nucleotides. RefSeq lists its product as uncharacterized. Gene Ontology annotation, molecular function: RNA binding. The record is from RefSeq and is a predicted model, not a curated record. Gene Ontology annotation, cellular component: cytoplasm; nucleus. NCBI's taxonomy places the organism in Eukaryota, Metazoa, Chordata, Ascidiacea, Stolidobranchia, Styelidae. Gene Ontology annotation, biological process: mRNA processing.